AUGCUCAGCAGCAUCGCUACGCUGCCGCCCAAGGCAAUCCAAGAAUCCGUGAAGGGCCUGCUUAAAGAUGUGCUGGAAGACCAAUUCCGCAUUCCGCGAUCCCAGAUCCGCGUCGAACGUCUGCGCAGCAGCUCCAAUAGCCAUCUCUUCGCCAUAACACUCAACCUUGUCCAUCCUUUUACUAAACCAGCCGUUGCCAGAGAAGGCAACCUCAUGCCCUUUAGCAGGCCGAUACCGGUGGGCACAACACAGCUCGUCUUCCGCGUACCGAAGAGCGAAGCAAGCUAUGCGAUCAAACAUAUGAUUGCUGGUUAUGCAGUGGCCAGAGAUGCCUUGAAAGACAAGAAGCAUCUCGUCCCCGAAGUAUAUGCUUGGCGAGACAGCCCAACCAACCGCUGGGUUUUGGAGAGACACAUGGGUGGUAGCACAGUAACCGUUGAGGAGCUGGCUACAGACGAAGAUCGUAUCCGACCCCUGCUGCAUCAGCUGGCCGAUGUAGCAAAGCGCUUCCAAGAAUACGAACUUCCCGUCGGCCUGCGCAAAUUCGGCGGCGUUACAUUCGACAGCAAUAAUAUUUUAGCAGCCGCUCCGCUUGUCCACGGCGGCCCGUUUGAAACCCACCAACAAUUUAUUAAGGCGAAAUGCCGCUGGCGGCUCGAUGUUAGCGAAAAGGUGCGGCGCAUAAAAGGCUGGAGACAUAGCCCGGAGCUGCGCAAACGCAUUGACCUAUUUCUCGAUGAAGGCAUCGACAAGGUCUUGGACCAACUUCCAAAUUGCAAGCCAAUACUUGUUCACAGCAGCCUCACCAAAUUAGUCAUUGUGGAUGGGAACACGCUGCUGGGCAUUCUCGGAUUCGAUCAUGUCUUUCUCAGCUCGCCUAUUUCACAGCACAUGGCAUUCUUCACAAAUACAUAUGAGAAUUCGCGUGAUACGGGCAGAAAGCUGCAUAAUGAAACGUUCUCAAAUCUCUGGAACGACGCCCUUGGUGAUAUCGGAAUGACCAAGCCCCAAGAUAUCGAGGGUGCCGAACUUCUUGGCCAUGUCUGGCUAUUUGUACGGCAUAUUUGCCCCGAAGACCUCGGCGAUGGACAAUGGCUGGAGGAACAUGAAGCAAAGGCGCUUCGUGACAAGGCGGAAGCUAGAUUAGACGCCCAUUUGUCGCGAUGGGGAUAUUAA
Molecule: messenger RNA, 1176 nt
Organism: [Torrubiella] hemipterigena
Lineage: Eukaryota; Fungi; Ascomycota; Sordariomycetes; Hypocreales; Clavicipitaceae
Source: the annotation of a GenBank genome assembly